ACCGGAAGAUAAACAAACUGAAGUGAAACAGAUUUGUUAAAGAAAAUAUUUUCAUACUUCCUGUGACAGUGAAUUCAAUUAUUACCAUAACACAAUUUAGACAAGAUUUCCGCGGUUGGGGAGACGGGAUUUCACUCGAACAAUCUUUUUGGGACCUCUCAAAAAAAUCUAGCGAACUGUCGUGCACACGUUGCCACGCAUUCUUUCAUUGCUGCAUGACUCAGAAGCUCUACACAUAUGGAGCAAAAGCUUGCGGAGUUCAGGGCCCGAAGAAGGGCUGAUGUGGCCGCUAGGAAGAGCGAAUCUUUUCAAAAACAACCAAUAACAUAUUCGGACAAUGGCAGCACGUUGAAGUCGGACAGUUGCCAGUCAUCAACAGCUGAUCCAGACACACAGCAGUUGACAGAUAAUCCAAUCUCUGCUGUCCAUCAGGCUAUAAGGACUAAACAUUGGGGGGAUGACUGGCUGCUGGAGAGCACUCUGGGUCAAUGGCUUGGUUCAAAGCGGAUGGCUUUCACAAAUCUGACUUUGCUGAAGGUGUUGCUUUGGCUGGUUCUACUUGGGCUGUUUGCCGAGCUGGAAUUCGGGUUGCCUUUCUUCCUAAUCUCCCUCUUCUACUGGCUGUAUGAGGGGCUGCGGAGCCCAACUGCACGCCAACCUGGAGAAAUGAGUGCUUACUCAGUGUUCAACCCAGACUGUCAGCCUCUCCUGGGUGCACUUACAGCUGAGCAGCUAGAGGGAGAGAUGGGCUACAGACCACUGGCCAACAGAUGAAACCUCUCAAGACACUCAAACAACUGACUUUAAUCUGAAAUGGAAUAGCUACUGUACUUUAAGCUUCCCAUUGUACUAAAAAGGAAUUGGCAAUGUAUUUCUUUGAAUGAAGCACAUUGCUGGUAUUGAUUUUGAAGUCAAAUGGAGCCUAUUCCAUACUACAAGAUCAUUCACCACUAGUGCACAUUGAUGAUGCUGGAAAAGUACUAUCCGCUUGUAAAAUUGUAUUACUGUACUAGGACCUGCUCUUUACUAUUUUGGUCUUAAAACAUGUAAUAGUCAUCUGUAUUCAGAUGACACUUAUGUAUGCCAUUGCAAACUGUUAACCAGGAUAGAGCUGCAAUGCGAUUUUGUUGCCUUAUAGAAAGCCCUGGUUGGUUUAAAACUUGAACUUAAUGUGGGCAAGACUAAAUAUGUGUUCUCCAAUUCUAGCAAAAACAAUUCAGAUGAACUACAUAUUUAUUAAUUGGAUUGUUCUCCUAUUGAUCGGGUUCCUGCCUAUACAUAUCUGGGCAUUCGGAUUGACAAAGAUCUAAUGUAAAAAAAUAUAUAUAUACACUUAUGGGUGAGCUAAUGAAAAAGCUGAGAUUUAAAGCGAGCUUCUUUUUUUUUGGAAAUACAGUGCAUUUCAGAAAGUAUUCAGACCCCUUGACCUUUUCCACAUUUUGUUAUGUUACAGCCUUAUUCUAAAAGUAACUAACCCCCCCUCCAACUACACACAAUACCCCAUAAUGACAAAGUGCAAAAAUUGUUAUUUUUACAAAUUUAUAAAAAAUAAAAAAUGAUCAAAUUGAGAUAAGUAUUCAGACCCUUUACUCUGUACUUUAUUGAAGCACCUUUGGCAGUGAUUACAGCCUUGAGUCUUCUUGGGUAUGAGGCUACAAGAUUGGCACACCUGUAUUUGUGGAGUUUCUCCCAUUCUUCUCUGCAGAUCCUAUCAAGCUCUGUCAGGUUAGAUGGGCACAACUAUUUUUAGGUCUCUCCAGAGAUGUUAGAUCGGGUUCAAGUCCAGGCUCUGGCUGGGCAACUCAAGGACAUUCAGAGACUUGUCCUGAAGCCACAGCGUUGUCAAAUUUAAUUUAAUUGGUCAAAUAUUUAGCAGGUGUUGCAAAAUGCUUGUGUUCCAACAGUGCAGUAGUAUCUAACAGUACACAACAAUACACACAUGUAAAAGAAUGGAAUUAAGAAAUAUAUAAAUAUUAGAUUGAGCAAUGUCAGAGUGGCAUUGACUAAAAUACAGUAGAAUAGAAAACAGUAUAUUGUCUUCAAAGCGGGCGAAGGUGUUUAGCUUGUCCGGAAGCAAGACGUCGGUGUCCGUGACGUGACUGGUUUUGCCUUUGUAGUCCAUGAUUGUAUCCCGAGAGAGACAUGUUUCUGCGAAACAGAGUAUGCCGUAAUCCCUAAUGUCUCUCUGGAAGGAAAUCCUUGCCCUGAUCUUGUCUACUUUAUUAUCCAAAGACUGAACAUUAGCGAGUAAUAUACUCGGAAGCGGUGGAUGAUGUGCACGUCUCCUGAGUUGGACUAGAAGUCCAUUCCAAAUACCUCUUCUCCACCGGCAGGGUUUUGGAGCACCCUCUGGAAUAAGUUCAUUUGCUCUGGGGGGUAUGAACAAAGGAUCUAAUUCUGGAAAGUCGUAUUCCUGGUCGUAUUCCUAGUUUCCGGCUGUAUGUAAUAACACAAACAUUUUCUGGGCUAAUAAUGUAAGAAAUAACACAAAAUAACAAAAUACUGCAAAGUUACUUAGGAGCUAGAAGCAGAGCUGCUAUAUCUGUCGGCACCAUCUGUCUUGGCUGUGUGCUUAGGGUCGUUGUCCUUUUAGACUGGGGCAAAGGUUUACCUUCUGGGGUCCGGAGCAUUCUGUAGCAGGUUUUCAUCAUGAUUACUCUGUACUUUGAACCGUUCAUCUUUCCCUUGAUCCUGACUAGUCUCCCAGACCUGCCUCUGAAAAACAUCCCCACAGCAUGAUGCUGCCACCACCAUGCUUCAACGUAGGGAUGGUGCCAGAUUUCCUCCAGACAUGGCGCUUGGCAUUCAGGCCAAAUAGGUCAAUCUUGGUUUCAUCAGACCAGAGAAUCUUGUUUCUCAUGGUCUGAGAGUCCUUUAGAAGCCUUUUGGCUAACUCCAAGCAGGCUGUCAUGUGCCUUUUACUGAAGAGUGGCUAUCGUCUGGCCACUCUACCAAAAAGGCCUGAUUGGUGUAGUGCUGCAGAGAUGGUUGUCCCAUCUCCACAGAGGAACUCUUGGCAGUGCUGCCAGCUCAACGGAGUCUUGGUGGUUCCAAACUUUUUCCAUUUAAGAAUGAUGGAGGCCACUAUGUUCUUGGGGACCUUCAAUGCUGCGGACAUUUUUUGGUACCCUUCCCCAGAUCUGUGCCUCAACACAAUCCUGUUUUGGCAUUCUACAGACAAUUCCUUUGACCUUAUGGCUUCAUUUUUCCUCUGACAUGCACUGUCAACUGUGGGACCUUUAUAUAGACAGUUGUGUGCCUUUCCAAAUCAUGUCCAAUCAACUGAAUUUACCACAGGUGGACUCAAGGAUGAUCAAUGGAAACAGGAUGCACCUGAGCUCAAUUUUGAGUCUCAUAGCAAAGGGUCUGAAUACUUAUGUUAAUAAGGUACUUGUUUAUUUUUAAUACAUUUGCAAAAAUGUCUAAAAACCUGUUUUCGCUUUGUCAAUAUGGGGUAUUGUGUGUAGAUUGAUGAGGAAAAAAUGCCAUUUAAUCCAUUUUAGAAUAAAGCUGUAACGUAACAAUGUAAAUGUAAAUGUAACAAAAUGUGGAAAAAGUCAAGGGGUCUGAAUACUUUCCGAAUGCACUGUAGAUCUUGCCUAAAUAGCAGGAAUCAGAUUGUUUAGUCAACUUUCCUUCCAGCUCUUGACUGUGGUGAAACCAUUUAACAGAUUGCAGCUGCCGCUACUCUUAAACCUUUGUCUGCUGUCUACCAUAACUCCUUUUUUGUUUACAAAGAGAGAAUAAUGAUGUGAUUGGGAAUGAGACACUGAUCUCAAUUGGGCUACCCUGAAUAAAUAUAAGUAAAACGCA
Oncorhynchus keta (chum salmon) is the source of this 3813-nucleotide messenger RNA. Its product is annotated as SAYSvFN domain-containing protein 1-like. The record is from RefSeq and is a predicted model, not a curated record. NCBI's taxonomy places the organism in Eukaryota, Metazoa, Chordata, Actinopteri, Salmoniformes, Salmonidae. The transcript has 2 exons. Bases 238 to 774 code for a protein of 178 amino acids.